Molecule: messenger RNA, 540 nt
Organism: Coccomyxa subellipsoidea C-169
Lineage: Eukaryota; Viridiplantae; Chlorophyta; Trebouxiophyceae; Coccomyxaceae
Product: alpha/beta-hydrolase
Exons: 3
Coding region: 1-540 (179 amino acids)
Molecular function (GO): hydrolase activity
Source: RefSeq, a predicted model, not a curated record
AUGGCUGCCACAGUGCCCCACAGGGUCCAGCGGCUGGUGGCCAUCUCUGUUGGUCAUCCUGGGGGUGCAUGGGGAGCGGGGGGUGCAGAGCAGAGGGCAGCCAGCUGGUACUUCCUGCUGUUCCAGUACCAGGGCAAGGCCGAGCAGCUGUUGCAGGCGGAUAACUGGCGGCUUUUCCGAGAAUUCAUGGGGCCGCAUGUGGGGUCAGAAGACAUGGCAACAUACAUCAGAGACCUGUUCAGGCCUGGUGCCCUGUCGGCAGGUCUGGCUUGGUACCGAGCAAACUUUCAGGUGGAGCGCUUUGCUGCAACAGAGCCAGCGCUUGACAUGCCCAAGGUGGCCUGCCCUGUGAUGGGAGUGUGGUCAACGGGCGACCAGGGGUUGUUGGAGCCUCAGAUGCUUGUAUCAUCCAAAUUUGUGCGAGAAGGUCUGUGGCGGUAUGAGCGCAUUGAAGGCGCAGGCCACUGGGUUCCCAGAGAUGCCCCUGAGCAACUGAAUGAACUGCUGCUACAGUUUCUGCCCCUGCCAGUGAAGCUCUAG